Messenger RNA from Acanthopagrus latus (yellowfin seabream), 4338 nucleotides. RefSeq names its product suppressor of cytokine signaling 3-like. Gene Ontology annotation, biological process: phosphatidylinositol phosphate biosynthetic process; intracellular signal transduction. The coding region runs from base 1305 to 1982 and encodes 225 amino acids. The record is from RefSeq and is a predicted model, not a curated record. Gene Ontology annotation, cellular component: phosphatidylinositol 3-kinase complex. Lineage: Eukaryota; Metazoa; Chordata; Actinopteri; Spariformes; Sparidae. Gene Ontology annotation, molecular function: 1-phosphatidylinositol-3-kinase regulator activity. The transcript is spliced from 3 exons.
GGGAGCGUGCGUGUGUGUGCUUACUGGAAGAGGCUGUGAGCGGAGGGAGGAGGAGCCUUACGAACAUCGGCUUUACUCACUCUCUGGAAACAACCUCCUGUAACCUUCCUCCACACACGGACGGGAUCUCUCCGGCGCGUAUCGUCACAUUCCUCCGCUUUCAGGAGAGAGAAGAGGGAAGACAGAGAGAGAGAGAGAGACAGACAGACAGACAGAGAGAGAGAGAGAGACCCCCUCCUCCUCCACCACCACCUCCUCCCCUCCUCUUCUUCACUUUCACCACACUUUCUGGAUACUUUCUGCUGUUGGAUUUUAAUGCCUGAGUUAAUAAUUCAUCUAGCACUACUCUCGGGUAGUUUGCGUGUCUUUGCGUUUGGCGACGAGCGGCUGCGGCGCGCGGCUCAGCAAACCCGCAAGCAGCUCGGUGGUGCAGUGCAGCCGAAGCGUCCCGCAGCUCCACAUUUUCGGGCUCGUUUUCGCAAUAUUGUGGCGAGCGGACCGACUUCCACUCCGGCGGCUCUGGAGCGGCUCUGAAACCGUUAUGGCGCCUCCUCCUCCUCCUCGUCCCGGAGACGUGCUUUAAUCCCCCCCCUCCUCCCCUUCUCCUCCUCCUCCUCCACACACACACACACACACACACACACACACUUACAGUUACAGCCAGACCAGACGGGACACCUUUGUAGUCACAGUGUAACCGGAGAAUGGGGCCUCUGUGUCGCCGGGAACGAGGAGCUGUCCGGUGAAAACAAGGGGGGGAGAGAAAAGCGCGCCGGACACUUUCGCUGUGACCCCGUUUCUGAAAUCCCUUGUUGCGGUACGCCCGAUCGAAGACAAUUGAAAGCAAUCAGGAUCCAGUUGCUGUCUGGCUGCACGCUGCAGCAGGAUCGCUGCGAGUACGACAGGAUUCAUGUGGACUAAAUAUAACCUGCCUGCCGGCUGCUGGCUGCCGGCUGCUGGUCUCUGCCUUAUGCAUUUGUCACAGCCGCCAUAACUGCAUUUUCUGGGGGUAAACCGAGAGCACCAGUGUGGCAAAGUGCUCAUUUAUUCAUGUGUGUGUAAUCCGUCCUCCAUCCUCUCUCUCCAGCUGUGUUUAGGUGCUCUCUCCCAGCCCCUCUCUGGAUGCAUCAGACUCCUCUCCCCCGGGGCCCUGGACCCGGUGUGUGACCCCGCCACCCUCACCCCUCUCCCCCUCUCCCACCUCUCCCUCUGCCCCGACCUCCUUCCCACCUGUCCACCCCGACGCUCCCUUCCUGGGCCCCCUGCCUCUCGACCAGCAGGCGGAGGCAGGGGGCCAUGGCACCAUGGUAGCCUUCGGCGGAAGCAGCCCCCUCGUCAUGAGCAGCGUGGCCUCUCCGGACGGCAGGGUUCAGGGGUCGAGCUUCACCCCGCAUCACUUCAAGCCCUUCAGGUCGCACGCGCACUACCAGCAGGUGAUGCGUGCGUUGCGUAAGCUGCAGGAGAGUGGGUUCUACUGGGGUGCAGUGGGCGGCCGGGAGGCCAGCUCAAUGCUCCGCUCCGAACCGCCCGGCACCUUCCUGAUCCGCGACUCCUCGGACCACCACCACUUCUUCACCCUCUCUGUCCAGACGGCCCAGGGCACCAAGAACCUGCGCAUCCACAGCGAGGGAGGCGGCUUCUUCUUACAGCCGGACCCCCAAAACACCCAGGAGCUGCCACAGUUCGACUGUGUGCUGAAGCUCAUAGCACACUACAUGGGCAAAGGGUCAGACGCCGGACGCAGCAGAGAUGGGGCGUGUGGGGGAGAAGCGGAAAUGAAGGGACGCAGCAUCUAUCUGAUCCACACCGACGGAGAGAGGGUUCCCCUGGAAUUGCGGCGGCCCCUGUCGACCUCUCUGUCGUCCCUGCAGCACAUGUGCAGGAGGACCCUAAACAACCGGGGGCUGGGGGGGCCGGAGCGGGCUGAGCAGCUCCCGCACACACUCAGAGACUUCUUGGAGGAGUACGACGCUCCGAUAUGACUGACAGGAACCGCAGAGGUUCCGCUACAUGGACUAUGUGCCCGGAGGACGGCGCCGACCAGUUCUCGGUGCAUACGUGGAUGAGUGCUCCAUCAGAGUUUAUCAUGUGAGGUCAGAAUCAGCUGAUCCCAGCUCUGUUUCAACACUGACGGACACCAUCUACCCAAAGUCCCCCUCCCACCCCCACCGCCGCCGCUGACUUGGGUUCUGGGAAGAGGAGUGUGAUUUGGGUAACCAACGAUUACCUCGUCCGUCCUGCCUUGCAAAAAAAACAAACUGACCACCUCUGGUGGAGUGGCAGAUGAAGCCGGAGGUCAAAGGCUGACUUUUUUUUUUCUCCCUACGACUGACUCAGACGCAGAGCAGAGCCUCGCAGAAGAUUAGAUUGACCGGUAGAUAUUAGCGAUGACAGCGACGGCGUGAUCGAUAACGCGUGCCGGUGGUCCCUGUUGUGGGUCGUUGUGGGUCGACGUGGGCUUUGGGAGGGGACGGUCUGACAUUUGCAACACUUUGGACAGAGAGAAAGAAAGGCAAAGAGCAGAGAGUCUUGAGGGGGGGCGACUGAAGGAGGAGCUGCAGAGAGAAGUCCAGACGAGGGGCCCGAUGCAGAGAACCUACACUGUUUGUCUGAGUGUGUGUGUGUGUGUGUGUGUUUGUGUGUUGUGGUGGCGCACACAUUUCCACUGCUGCUUCCCGCAAAUGUUUCAUUACAGAGGGGGGGAGUGUGGUGGUCAUGCUCACACACACACACACACACACACACACACACACACACACACACACACGCAUACACACACAGGUACAGACCCACAUGUAGGUUUUGUUAGCGUGGGAACAAAAAAAAGCAUUACAAAGCAUCUUCUCCUUCUCCUUGUUUGUUUCUUGGUCCUCCUCCAUUACUCACUCCCUGACCCCCUCCCUCCUCCUCCCAUCAUUUUUUUUUUUUUGUUUUUGCAUGUGGCGCUUCAACAGUGACAGAAAACAGACUUCUGUUGCCGAGACAAAAGCUUGUUACUGAGACAAAGGCCUUUUGGCGGAAGACCAAACAAAACAGCAGAACUUAUUUUUAUCCAGACUGGCUGGAAAACUGUCAGCGACACUGUAAAAGCUCCUCGGGGGGGGAGAGAUGACGACCGCGGGCAUCUGAGAGAUCAUCCGGGGGGGGGGGGGAGGAAGAGAGGAAAGACUGAACCAAGGAGGGAGAAAGAGGAGAGCGGGAAAUGGGAUUAGGAAAAGGGAGAGGACAGAGAGCUGAGGAGUGGGCUAGGGCGAUGGGGGGAGAAAGGGGGAGGAGACAUACUGGUAUACAGCUAAACAAAAACACUGACGUGAUUGAUGGUCUGGACUUUAGAGGAAACGAUCGCGCUCAACAGGACGCCGCUCCUGCACAUGCAGCACCAGGUUUUUGCUCCAAAAGCCUCUCAUGAAGACAAGAAGAAAAAAAAAGUUUUGGGCUCGAGUCUUAAAAUCCUUCCUAACAUUAUCAUCUCUUUCUUUUUUUUUUAGCUCUCUCCCUCUCCUGGUAUUCAUGAAGGACACAAGAGGAGACGAGCUGUUUGCGCGGACUGUUUUUUUUCUAAUCCCUGUAACUGUAGGAAGGUUUUCUCUCUCUCACCCCCACUGACCCUCCGUCGUUACCUCUCUCUUAAUGUCAAGGGAACACAAGACUUCCUUAACGUGAUUCUUUAUUUAAAGUAUGUUUUUUGGCCUUUAUUGUAAGUACAGAUGAAGACAUGACAGGAAACAGGACGAGAGGCCGGGACUCGAACCCGGGGCCGCCGCCACAGCGAGGACAAAUCCUCUGUGCAUGGGAGGACGCCCACUCUACCACCUGAGCUACACGGCACCUCCUUAACAUGAUUCUUAAAAAGUAAAAGCCUUUUUGUAAAAUAAGACAAGUACAAGACUCGGAUUUUUGAUCGAAGCUGUUUUUUUGUGUGUGUGUGUCAGUGCUCGUACUUUACCUGUGAUCCAUAUUGGAGUGGUCGCCCUUUCAUGUUGCCAUCUCAUUGAGACAAGAGCGCUGAAAAUGUACCACAGUGACACGAAUCUCAAGUCUUUUAUUUUCUCACAUCAACACCAAGUUUUCUUUUCUUUUGUUGUUUUUUUUUUUUUUUGUUGGUACAUGUGUCGCAGCCGGUGGAACCACACAUGUAUGUGAAACCAUUUGUCUUUUAUAAAGACUCUCUCGCUCAAAGGCUGGCCACUAGUCUGGCAGAACACAAGCUGUAAUAUCUGAAAAUGACAAAGCAUUACAAAAAAAAAAGAAAUAAAUAAAAUAAAUGGAAACGUUGCACAUAUUUAUAUUUCUAAAAUAUUUCAAUAAUUUAUAUUAAAGAGCACUAUUUUUACAAAA